This is a messenger RNA of Phaedon cochleariae (mustard beetle), 933 nucleotides long. The record is from the annotation of a GenBank genome assembly. NCBI's taxonomy places the organism in Eukaryota, Metazoa, Arthropoda, Insecta, Coleoptera, Chrysomelidae.
AUGCAAGCAUCUGACAAGGGUUCUCCUUCCAAAAAAUUCUCCGCAAAGAACUGGAGGAGACAAAUGCCGCUGCCACGUCCAAGCAAGCCCAGAGGUAUCGACGAUCCACCUCAGCGGGGCAGGAGUAGGAUGCAAACUGGGCAAGCCACCAGCUAUGCUGAGGCAAACAGUAUGAUGGAAAUAGCAGUCCUCUCAAGAAACUACCCGGAGGAGACGCUGAGUGCUGAUCAACUUAUAGCACUAGAAGACGCAAUCGUGCAGAAGAUGAUGAAGAUGAUACUAGGCGCGGAAUGCAGACUUCGAUUCGGGGAUAUUCACUUCCGCUUCAGUAUGCUACUGGUAGACUAUGUCAACCAAGAAACGGCGGAUUGGCUGAGGGCGAAAGUUCCUAGUCUGGGCACCUGGGGAAGCUUGGAGCUGAUGAUGUGCCUGGGAGACGACAUUCCAAGGGCGCACACCAUCACAGUGUUCUUUUCGAAGAGAGAACUGAGGAGUUGGUGGUCGCCAAACAGCUUAGUGAACUACGAUGAAAAGUUGCAGUGCCUCAGCAAUCAGUACAGCGAUUUUCUUGUUCCAGAAAUGAGGGGUAGGAAGUUGCACCCUGGAAAAACACAGGACGAAGAUAUGGCAGAUUUGGCAGGAAUGAAAAUAUCUUAUGACACAUACAUUAACUGGAAUGAACAGAAUGGGCCGGAAACUCUCCUUCCAGGUUUGAACUACUCCGCCAAUCAGUUGUUCUGGAUAUCCGCCGCCACGCGUCACUGCGCCAAAUAUUCUGAAGACAGCCUGAAAGAAUACAUUGAUCGAAAUCAGUGGUCCCUGGAGAAGUUCAGAGUCAACGGUCCUUUGCAGAAUUUGAAAGAGUUCGCGUUCGAUUUUGGAUGCGCGAAAGGAUCCAAAAUGAAUCCAGAAAAUAAAUGUGACAUCUGGUAG